This is a messenger RNA of Sorghum bicolor (sorghum), 2878 nucleotides long. Its product is annotated as cation/calcium exchanger 1. Gene Ontology annotation, biological process: transmembrane transport; monoatomic cation transport. Gene Ontology annotation, cellular component: membrane. Bases 749 to 2587 code for a protein of 612 amino acids. The record is from RefSeq and is a predicted model, not a curated record. The transcript is spliced from 2 exons. Gene Ontology annotation, molecular function: monoatomic cation transmembrane transporter activity. Lineage: Eukaryota; Viridiplantae; Streptophyta; Magnoliopsida; Poales; Poaceae.
UAGAUGUCAUAGCUAGGAGAGAGUUGGACCUCGGAUCCAUUCAGUUUUAUUCCAUGUGCCUUUACACAUCGACGGUUAGUGAUAUGGAUACCAUCCACAUGCACAGCUGUAAAUAGAUCCAAUGCAUGAUCGAGUUACGUACUAGUACGUCUCAUCCACUGCUGCAACCUGUGGCGCAAAGACGAACGAAUGGAGCUUUCAGGUGCUUGCUUGCUGCACCUGCCUGAACGUCUGAACCGCUCAUCAAAUUCCCAAGCACGAGAGGAGUUCCUCCGAUCCAUGGGCGCUGGCACCUGUCGUCGUCUGCCGUCCAGUUCCCAUGGACCAUGCCAGUUGCCACCAUGUGGAAGGAGAAGGAGAAGAAGUUAUUAGGAGCUUCAGGAACACACGUGGUCAGUCGACGAGCCACACCAGAACACAAUAAACAAGCUAUCAUCAUCUUGCACGGAUUAGCACAAAACAAAUCGGAACGAGAUCAGGAAUGGCAGGGAAUGAUCAAUGAUGAUGGAGCUAGCGAGUGAGCAAAUCUGUUCAGUAGCUGAUUUAUUCGGAGCAGGGGAGGACCUCCUGAGCUGCCACUUGUCCUUCUCCAAUCCUCCACCCCCAUUUUUUUCCUGCCAAAUUCCACACGACCACGAGCACGAAGCAAAACUCACUCCUCCCUCUCUUUCUCUCUCAAGUCUGAACCCACACCGAUCGACCGGCCAAGAACCAACAAGAUCAGAGGCAGAGCAGGCAGUACCCUCCCAUGGCGUCCCUGCACAGGCUCCACAAGUGCAGGCGCAAUGCCGCGGCCACCAUCGUCGCCACCGCCGCCUUCCUAGCGCUCCUCCUCAUCCUCUCCGUCGUCAUCUUCGCCACCACCCGGCGCGGCGACCACGACCACCCAAUCGUCGUCGGCACGUUCAUCUUCUCCGCCGCUCAUCCCACCACGACCGCCGCCUCUGCCGCGGCGGCGGCGAGCUCUACAAGGACCACAGACCGGACCUGCGAGGCGGAGCUGCGGUCGUUGCCGGACGCAGCGGCGCGGUGCGGUUACCUCUCCUGGCCGUCGCACCGUCCCUGCGCGCCGCGCGGGUACGUGCACUACCUGCGCGUAUUCUACUGCUUCUUCGGCGGCGCGCCGUGGCUAGGCGCCGCCGCGCUGGGGCUCUGGCUGCUCCUCCUCUUCUACCUCCUCGGCGACACCGCGUCGCGCUACUUCUGCGCCGCGCUCGAGGGCCUCUCCGCCGCGCUCCGCCUGCCCCCCGCCAUCGCGGGCGUCACGCUCCUCUCGCUCGGCAACGGCGCGCCCGACGUGCUCUCCAGCGUCGUCGCCUUCGCGUCGGCCGCCGGCGGCGGUGGGGACGGCGAUGGCGAUGGCGAUGCGGGGGACGUCGGGCUCAGCAGCGUCCUUGGUGGCGCGCUGUUCGUGUCCACCGUCGUGGCUGGUGUCGUCGCCAUCGUCGCGGGGGGGCGAGGCUCCGUCCAGAUCGAGCGGCCUGGGUUUCUUCGCGACGUCUGCUUCCUCCUCGUCGCGCUCUGCUACCUCCUCGCCGUCCUGCUCACCGGCACCGUCACCGUCUGGGCCGCCGCGUCGUUCCUCUCCCUCUACGCCGCCUACGUCCUCCUCGUCUGGACCUCCCACUGCUGCGCGCCCGGUGACGACGCCGCCGACCCGGAGGACGACGGCAAGACGAAGCCCGUCGUCGACGCGGGUCCCGAUCUCGCCGCCCCUCUCCUCCUCGACGUCGACGAAGACGGCGAGGCACCUCCGCCGGUGCUCCCCAUCUCGUCAUCCAAGCACGGCGAUGCUGCCACCGUGGCGAGCAGGAGCCUCGCGCGCCGCGCCCUCGACGCGCUGCAGUGGCCGCUGUACCUGCCGCGUCGCCUGACGAUCCCGGACAUCGCGGCGCACCGGUGGUCCAAGCGGUACGCGGUGGCGUCCGCACUCCUCGCGCCGGUGCUCCUGGCGGCGAUCUCGUCCCCGUCGAGCCCCGGCGUGGUCCUGUCGGGCGCGGUGGCGGGAUCCAUCCUGGCGGCGGCGGCGUUCCGCGGCACGUCGUCGUCGUCCCCGCCGGCGGGGCGGUGCCGUCGCCUCCCGUGGCUUGCCGGCGGGUUCCUGAUGUCGGUGCUGUGGUCGUACAUGCUGGCGCGGGAGCUGGUGGCGCUGCUGGUGUCCAUCGGGCUCGUCGCCGGCGUGCGGGCGAGCGUGCUGGGCGCGACGGUGCUGGCGUGGGGGAACUCGCUGGGGGACCUGGUGGCGGACGUGGCCAUGGCCAUGCACGGCGGGCCGGGGGGGGCCCAGACGGCCGUGUCGGGCUGCUACGCGGGCCCGGCGUUCAACACGGUGGUGGGCCUGGGCCUGUCGCUGACGCUGGCGGCUGGGGCCCGCUUCCCGCGGCCGUACGCGAUCCCGGCGGACGCGUCGGCGUACCAGGCGGCCGGAUUCCUUGCGGCCGGGCUGGUGUGGGCGCUCGUGGUGCUCCCCGCGCGAGGCAUGCGGCUCGACAGGGUGCUUGGGGUCGGCUUGCUCGUCGUCUACCUCGGAUUCCUUGGAGUUAGGCUUGGCUCCUUGUCUCUCGGAGGACCAAUCGGCGGCUCAUGAUGAUCCAUCCUUUUUUUUUUGUGAGAUUAUUGGGUGGUGGUGAUGGAUCAUGGAUGGUCAGGGUUAAUUGGAAUGUCAAUUCUUGUGUAGAGAUAACUACAUGCAUAGUUUCUAUACAUGUGAAGACACGUACACCCCUAGCUCUGUGAAACCAAAUGUACAUAGCAUAUUCGUGUUCAGAAGAACUAUUUCAGCUAGAUUCCUAGAAUGGUGCCUGUCCACCCAGUUUCAGAGUCUGACGACUCACAAUGCAUGUGUGUGUGUUUGGCUAAUUAUGCUUGAUUAUGGUAA